AUGGACCCGUACGCGGAGCGCGGGAUGGAGGAGCUCCACCACCACCACUGUCACCAGCAGUACGGGCCGCCUCCGCCGCAGCCGAUGUACGCGUCGCCGUACGGGCAGCAGCCGCCGCCGCCGAUGUACCAGCAGCCGUACGGCCAGCCGGUGUACGCAUCUCCGUACGGCCAGCCGCCGCCGGCGAUGUACCCGCCGCCGUACGCGCAACCGCCGCCGCCGCCUCCGCCUCCCCGGAAGACCGGCGCGUCGUUCGCGGAAGGAUGUAUGUCCUAUCACCAUCUUUUUCUGGUGGCAGCUGUGCAGGUUUUGCCGCAAUUUGCUGCUGCUGCCUCAUGGACGCAUGCUUCUGAUCGUGUGGUCGACCUCAUCAGGCCGAAGCAAACGCCGUCUUUCUACUCGGUGCCCAUCGGCGAGGAGAUCAACCAUCGCCUUGAGCAGCUGGCACCGUUUGCAUCUCUGCGCCGGGAAGCUGGAAAGCCAUCGCUGCACCGGGAAGUUGGAGUUGCACGUGAAGCUGCCGAUCGAAGGAAUGAUGCAUGA
Miscanthus lutarioriparius is the source of this 543-nucleotide messenger RNA. NCBI's taxonomy places the organism in Eukaryota, Viridiplantae, Streptophyta, Magnoliopsida, Poales, Poaceae. The record is from the annotation of a GenBank genome assembly.